UUUCUGUGCUUGACAGAGGUUCUCGUGAUGUCGCGAUUUUCCGGUGUGCAGGGUGCUCCUCCGAUUGAGGUCUUUGCUUUAACUCGACGUUACACUGAAGACAAGCAUCCAAAUAAAGUUAAUCUUGGUGUUGGAGCUUACCGAACGGAUGAAGGAAAGCCGUGGGUGUUGCCGGUCGUGCGUCGAGCCGAAAAGCUGAUCGCGGAGGACCAAUCCCUGAAUCAUGAAUACUUACCUGUGCUUGGGUUGGAUUCGGCAUCGGCUGGCGCUACUCGAAUGGUACUAGGGCCUGAUUCUCUUGCCCUGAAGGAAGGAAGAGGUGUUGGUAUCCAGUGUUUGAGUGGCACGGGGUCUCUACGAGUCGGAGCCGAGUUUCUGGCCCAGAUUUUGAAGUAUUCUGUGUUUUAUUACUCGUCUCCAACAUGGGGAAAUCACAAACUCAUAUUUAUGAAUGCUGGAUUCAAGGAAGCCAAAACCUACCGUUAUUGGGACGCCCAAAAUCGCAAGUUGGACCUUGCUGGAAUGCUUGAAGAUCUGCGAAAUGCCCCGGAAAAUUCCGUCAUUAUAUUACAUGCAAUUGCUCACAACCCUACUGGCGUUGAUCCCACUGAAGCGGAAUGGAAAGAAAUUGCUGAUGUUAUUGAGGAAAAGAAGCUAUUCCCGUUUUUGGAUUGUGCUUACCAAGGGUUUGCGUCUGGUGAUCUUGAUAAAGAUGCGUUUGCCGUUCGUUACUUUGAGAAGCGUGGAUUUGAAUUCUUAUGCGCCCAAAGUUUUGCCAAAAAUUUCGGACUCUACAAUGAAAGAAUUGGAAAUCUGACUCUAGUCACGAAAGAUGCCGAAACCAUUUCGAACAUCAAGUCUCAAAUUACUCUGCUUAUCCGAGGAAUGUAUUCGAACCCGCCGUCUCACGGAGCUCGAGUUGUGUCCAUGGUCCUCAAUGAUCCAGAAAUGUUCGAGGAGUGGAAGGGUUGCAUCCGUGAGAUGUCCGGGAGAAUAAUCACUAUGCGAAAGGCUUUAAGAGAUAGGUUGGAGAAACUCGGAACCCCUGGUCAAUGGAAUCAUAUCACUGAUCAGAUCGGAAUGUUCUCAUUCACUGGAUUAUCAGAAAAACAGUCCAUGCAUCUGAUUGACGAAUACCACAUUUAUUUGCUGAAGAGUGGAAGGAUCAACAUCUGUGGACUCACCACUUCGAAUGUGGAUUACGUUGCCGAGUGCAUUGAUGCAACUGUCAGGAAGGUCACGAAUGCUUGAGAUGCCUCGGAUAGGCAAUUUACCGUAGUGUUCUGCCAUCAUGGUAGAAAAUUUCUUUAGAAACCCCGAGUGGUUGUGGUGUACGGUCAUUUUUGGUACGACAUGAAUGAGCGUUAGAAUUCAUUAUCCAGAUGCCGUGCAAUGUGGGUUUCUGAUCGAAUUGUUAACCCAUUCUGUCUUGUGCGGAUAUUGUUUCUUAUAGAAUAUUCGAAGACUUGAAGCGAUCGUGAUUAGGGCUUCAUACACUUGUCAACGUUCAUGUCCAAGUGCUGUUUUAGAGAACUCUGAUGUGAUGGGUUCCAUUUUGGUCAUUAUGGACAGCGCCCGCUGUCCAUAUUGACCAAAUGCUUCGGUACUUCUAUCGGCGGCAUGACACUAUCGGGAAUUUCCGUAAUGGUGAAAAUCAUGUAGCACUCGUCACA
Molecule: messenger RNA, 1673 nt
Organism: Notodromas monacha
Lineage: Eukaryota; Metazoa; Arthropoda; Ostracoda; Podocopida; Cyprididae
Source: the annotation of a GenBank genome assembly